UUGCAGAGAGAAAGUGCUGUGCGUUACAAUGUAGACGACAGUACAAUUGUGUCACGUUUACAAUCAACGCAUUUAGAUUUGAAUUUGGAAAGCAAUACAAAUGAGCACACUUCUGUUUCGGGCAAAUCUGAUCUGUUGGCACGACCACGUGGAAGCGUCACUCGACGUCAUUCUAUUCCAAUUUUACAUAGCGGAGCAAUUUUCCGCAAUGGAAUAAUUCAGUUGAUGUCACAAGGAUUAGAUCCAUUGCAAGAGAAUUCAAAUGAAGCAAGUAAUAAUACAUCCGAACGAAAUAUACUGAACGAAAACGCUUAUGAUCGGCAAUAUGAAUCAAAUACUGAUCAAAAGGUUGAUGCAGCGUAUGAGGUGGAUCGUACGGAUGUAGGAACGGAUCAAAAAGAACCUUCAACUAAUAAACGGACUUCAAUUUGCCCUAAUACAGCUUCUGUAUUAGAAAUUAAAGAAAUAUUAGAAGAAGACGAAGAAAAACCAUUGGAUAUGUCUUGGCCAGAAAAAUCACAUCGACAAUUACUGUAUUUAUUCCUAUCUCCUAUUUUAUUUCCAUUAUGGGUAACACUUCCUGAUGUUAGGAAAAAGCCUUCGCGUAAAUGGUUUCCAUUUACUUUUGUUGGUUCUAUUUUAUGGAUUGCAUUUUACUCAUAUUUAAUGGUAUGGAUGGCAAAUACAAUUGGAGAAACAAUCGCCAUACCAACUGAAGUAAAUUUAGCCAAGUAUAAAUAUUAA
Molecule: messenger RNA, 744 nt
Organism: Thelazia callipaeda (thelaziosis nematode)
Lineage: Eukaryota; Metazoa; Nematoda; Chromadorea; Rhabditida; Thelaziidae
Source: the annotation of a GenBank genome assembly